Molecule: messenger RNA, 2217 nt
Organism: Alternaria triticimaculans
Lineage: Eukaryota; Fungi; Ascomycota; Dothideomycetes; Pleosporales; Pleosporaceae
Exons: 10
Coding region: 1-2217 (738 amino acids)
Molecular function (GO): ATP-dependent chromatin remodeler activity; ATP binding
Source: RefSeq, a predicted model, not a curated record
AUGACACUGCCAACACAGUCCUGGGACCAAUACGUAAACGAACUUCUCGGUUCACAGACCGAAACGCAUGAUCCACUCAUCGAUGGGAAUAGGCCUAAUAUUUACGGCUCGUUUCAAGAGACAAGCGCUGAUAUUGAGCGAUGGACGACAGGAGAAGCGCCGCAUCAGUCCAAGGAGGGGGCAAUCCCUGCAGUAGAAGCCAACGUUUGUUACGGCAUGAUCUCCGGGGCUGCUAUCCGCCUUCGUGGCGAGAUGGCGGAGCUUCAUCGCAGAAUCAACAGCGUUGCAUCGUCUCUAAUUCCAGGCCAUGCGCAAAUGAUUAUCGUCAAGCCCGAAGACCAUUUCCUGGUCGCUUUCCAGGAUGGAGCGGUCGUAGGAGACGCGAAUGCUCAGUUAGAUGGAGCGUUGACGAGCAUCGCAGAACAUGGCUACGAGAUUGAUCUGGAGGUCUUUGCACCAAUAAGUAUCAUAGAAGAGACUAUAGGUCGUGCUACCAAACAAAAAGAGGCUGUAGUACGGGUACAGGUGAUUGUGUACGGUCCACGCACAGCUGCUUCCGAUAUUGGUAGAGAGCUUUCGCAGCGAAAGAUCUAUCUGCAACGUCCUGUUCACAUACGAGAUGGGUAUCGGUACGAGAAUCCACAUGUUCUCACCCUUGCCGGAUUCCAUGGCUCAACGCCUGAGAUACCAGCCACCACAGAAGAACCUUUCUCCGAAAAGGUCGAUCUGCAGACCUUGGAGGGCACUCUCCAGAAUGUGUUUUCCUCCUUGGCGCGAAAUCGCAACCUUCACGGGCUAGAGGGUGACGAGCGCCUCAACACCGACCUUUUGUUGCACCAGAAGACAGCACUCUCUUUCAUGAUUCAGCGCGAGGACGGGCCUAUACCAGAGGAGUAUACGCUUUGGAAGUCCAGCGUAGAAGAUGGACUCCAUUGCUAUCGUCAUGUUCUGACGAAAGGACGUUCCAUGCUUAAGCCCAAAGAAACUGGCGGUGGUAUCCUGGCAGACGAGAUGGGAAUGGGAAAGACUCUCUCUAUAUUAGCCCUUGUACUACGCACACUGAACGCUGCGCACGCUUGGGCUUUGAGCGUCGAUGAUCUCAACGAUGUGAAUUCGGAAAUACGAAGGAAGAGACGCCGCUCCGGAGCGACUCUGAUUGUUGCAUCAUCGGACCUCAUGAUCAAUGAAUGGUUCCAGGAACUGGACAACUUAUCGAACUUCCGCAAGAUUAUCGCUAUACCUUUCGAAGAGGGCGGCAAAAGACGUACAGUUGCGAUCGAGCGCUUCACUCGACUUCUGGACUCCAUGUGUCUCCGCCGAACCAAGGAUGUACUGCAUUUACCAGCAGAGCAGCAUCGAGUCAGGAGCAUACGGCUUUCACCAGAAGAGCGCCUACAAUACGACCAGACUCAAGAGAUCAUGUUCCGAGCUGUCCGUAAUCAAAAUGGCACGUUCGAUCAAAAGAGUACGCUGGGCAUGUUCCAGGUACAACUCCAGCUACGGAUUCUCUGCAACCAUGGUACUUGGCAGCAGCCCUUUUCCUGGAAUCGCCGCAAAUUGCACUUGCUGGAUGAGGUGGAGGCUUUGGAGAUCUCACUUGGGCGAGACGGCGAGAUUACGUGCUCACGCAUCGACGGCGAAUGCUCAACGACCAAACGCGAACGCAUCCUGCAUCAAUUCACGGAGGACCCCAAUUUGCGAGUACUGAUCAUGACCACCGGCACCGGCGCCGUAGGACAAGCUUCAAUCGGGGCCGAGAUGAAGGAGCUUGAGAACAUCUCCACAGCUCGUGAAGCCGGGAGCGACAGCGGGCUGGAGGAGAAUGAACUGGGGGGCAACGUCGAAGAAAGCUCGCUCGACAUUCUUGAUCCUUUCGAGGAGGAACUACUGUCAGCACUUACUGAUGCCUACGCGUUCCUGCGGAGAGAUCUCUCAAGUUUUGAACUCGACCUGAGACUACUCCUUCUUCCUACAUCAUUGCGAGAUAUAGUAGAGACAGUACCCAAGGCUGAUAUAAGCAUCGCACGCACCAACGAUGUAUCUUUCGCCAACAAGGUCAAAGCACGCAUUGAAGACUCCACGUCACUCGAGUGGGACUGGUGGCCACUCCGACCAAGAGUUCAUGACCUCGUGCAAGGACGAAAACGUCUUGAAUACAAGGUCUGUCUACCUCAUCGCGACAGUUUGAAUCAUCGCUUAUCAGCUACAAACUUCUAG